Cladophialophora immunda is the source of this 1011-nucleotide messenger RNA. RefSeq lists its product as uncharacterized. The coding region runs from base 1 to 1011 and encodes 336 amino acids. The transcript has a single exon. Lineage: Eukaryota; Fungi; Ascomycota; Eurotiomycetes; Chaetothyriales; Herpotrichiellaceae. The record is from RefSeq and is a predicted model, not a curated record.
AUGACGACGUCGCAGCCAGCCAGCAGCAGACACUCCGGCUGGCAGCCGCUGGGGAACUUCUUGACUGGACAUCAGCGGCAACGUUGCAGCUACGCGGCACCACCAUUCCAGCUGGCUGUUGACGAGACGGACGCUCGAAUGGAGAUCAGCGAGCGGGAUCCGUCGCAGUCGUCUGGUCAGUUGCAGAGACCACCCAGGUACUCUCGAGUCAUUGUGGCCUGGCAGUCUCAAGGCGACGUCGAAGCCAGCGUACCGUCCGGAGUCCAACAGCGUGACGCCGUGGCAACCAGGCAACCAAGAUACCAACGCGUCGCCCAGGGGUAUCAACGGUCACCAAGCCCGACGCGCAGGGAGACCAAAGUCGCCUGCCGUGGCCCAGGUGGCAUGCAUGGCCUUCCCUCGAACUCCACGGCCUCCACCGGCCAAGCCCAGGGUGAUGUUGCUGCUGCCGGCCGAUCUCAGGAAGGAAUUCAAUAUGGUCAAUGUCAAGACUGCGGCAAGCAUUCGGUUUCGGCAAGGGCAGCGGAACUUGGCAAGGCUGCUGCACAACAACAUCAUCUGGACAAGAUCAUGCACGGAGAUGGACACAGAACUGGUUGUCUUCCGGGCUUGUGGCUUCAAUGGCUGGCUGCUGCCACCAACGGCAGCCAAGCAGACGAAGGCGUCACAACUCGACUUGGAUCGAUGCGGAUUGACCAUGUCGGAGGUGCACAGCAGCGAGCAGACAUGGCGGGCACCGCUGUCACCACGGAGUCGUGGAUAUUCCUCAUGCCAAGACAUAACGACAUGCGCAUGGCACGCAGCUCUGGCGCCCCCACUCGGCUUGGAUCGAUUUGGGGGGAGCCCGGAGCCCGGACCAAGUCCAAAAUCCAAAGUCCAAAGCCGGGACCACGUCCAAAAUGCAAAAUUACAUCCAAAACGCCAAAACGACAUGCAAAACCACAUGCAGAAUGCCAAAAACAGAUGCAAAAUGGAAAAUCUACAUCCAAAAUGCCAAAACGACAUGCAUAA